Morchella importuna is the source of this 1500-nucleotide messenger RNA. RefSeq lists its product as uncharacterized. The transcript is spliced from 4 exons. NCBI's taxonomy places the organism in Eukaryota, Fungi, Ascomycota, Pezizomycetes, Pezizales, Morchellaceae. The coding region runs from base 1 to 1500 and encodes 499 amino acids. The record is from RefSeq and is a predicted model, not a curated record.
AUGAACAUCUCACCUGCACCCGAAGGCCCUCAACCCCCCGCAAAACCACCCAUGAGAGCUUACAACGCAAAGAUUCUAUACUCCACUAGUCUCGGCCAAGUUGAAAAAGGAUACGAGCUCUUCGUUGGUAUUCGACCUCUCGUCCCCGGUCCUGGAGUUCCUCGCCCCACCACGGCCGUUCCUGUGGUAGGUCGCUCGCCCACCGCUAUUACUGUACCAGAUCGCCCCCCCACUGCCAUUCCUAUUAUUGAUCGUCCUCCCACCACUCUUCCAAGGUGUAUUCGUUCUUUAAGCCCAAGUCCUGAAACCGCUCGCAUCCCCGCUGCCGACGCCGCCGAUAUGAAGAUGCCCUCGCUCCAGAAAAUAAGAGAUGGCGUAUGCAAAACAUCACCCAAUUCAACCGGCCAUAUCAACGACAACGAUCCAGAAGCCAAUACCGAGGAAUCAGAUAGCAGCAGCUCCGACAACUCCGAAGAAGGUGGCAACUGCGAACCACUGGGCCCAGUAUCGAUUGCUGGAAGCCCAGGGUACACCUCCACCACGUGCUCAUCCAUCCCUUCCCACCUCAGCUACGUUGAGUCACCAGUCUCAGAGGCCCCAAGUGACGUCCCCGACGACAUUUCAGAGUGGAGCGAGAGCUCACCAGUGAAGGAAUCUCAGCCAGAGGGGGAUGAUUAUGGCUGGUCGAAUAUCUUCACGGGUACUCCGGAGGAGAGAAGGCGAUUAAUACAGCAGUUGAAUGAGUUGUGUGAGCGCGCAGAGAAAGACGAUGCGCAUGAAUCGGAUCAUGAGAGGUUAGGAGACGACCAGCAGACCUGCCCCGCUGAAGUGUCGGAUAUGGUUGUACGCGCUCUCUAUAGUCAGUGGAUCAGAAUCCGCAAUGGUCUGAACGACCGCCAGGAACGAGCAAAGAGACUCGUCGAAUAUCUGCGCGACCACCGCACCUGCUUCUCCUGGACCGGGAAAGAAUACGCAAAAUUAAAGCUCAUGAUCCAGAAAUUCGAGCUCGAGUGCGAAGACUCUCUCCUCUUCCCCCCCAGGCGCGGGCCUCGACAGCCGCUUACCACUCGAGGGUAUCCUGUCGAUAGUGAUGAUGCCGGUCACGGCUCCCCCAGAAAACCGCUCGCGGAGACUGCUACCUGCCACAAAUGCAGCCGCGUACGCCAAUUCCCCCCAGGCGCAGUGGGGGUCAAUAGGUGUCUACCAUGUGAGCUCAACCUGAACCGCCAAUCUGAUAAACCAGUAUCGCGGCGGAAUGUGACUACCCGUUAUCAAAAGUUUCGAGGGUGUCCGUAUAAAUAUCCAGAAGAUGAGAGAAAAAGAAAAAGGAGGAAGUCAAAGUCCCUGCUUUAUCGCAAACGCGAGAAGCCAUUUUAUGACUAUCGAGCAGCUGCAAGAAAUGAGGAAAUACCGAAGAUGGAGGUACACUCAUUCUACGGUAGAAAGAGAACACGAGACGUAAAAACGAAGCCAGUUAGCAAGAGGCCGCGCUUGGAAUGA